Messenger RNA from Pelodiscus sinensis (Chinese soft-shelled turtle), 743 nucleotides. It is a transcript of the gene COX16, whose product is annotated as cytochrome c oxidase assembly factor COX16. The record is from RefSeq and is a predicted model, not a curated record. NCBI's taxonomy places the organism in Eukaryota, Metazoa, Chordata, Testudines, Trionychidae. Gene Ontology annotation, biological process: mitochondrial respiratory chain complex IV assembly. Gene Ontology annotation, cellular component: mitochondrial inner membrane.
GCCUGGUAUGGCUGCGCCUGCGCGGAGCCCGGCCUCUAGUCCCGGCAGGCGGGGCGGAACCAAGGUGCUGAGGGCGCGGUGCUGGGGGUCUGGUUUUGGAGGGACCACGCCUCCCGGAAGCGUUGGUGAGAGUGGGGCUUGAUGCGGGAGACGGCGGCGGAAAGCCUGCGGCGGGGCCUGGAGCGGCUGGGGCCCCUUGCGGAGAAUAAGACGCUGCGAUACGGGGUCCCUAUGAUGCUCCUGAUUAUUGGUGGAUCCUUUGGUCUCCGUGAAUUCACUCAAAUUCGUUAUGAUGCUCAAAAACUCCGCAGCAAGAUGGAUCCAGCUUUAGAAGAAAGAAUAAGAAAGAAUAAGAUAACAUUAGAAUCUGAAUAUGAGAAAAUGAAAAACACUGACUUUGAUGACUGGAAGAACAUCAGAGGGCCACGUCCAUGGGAGGAUUCCAGGUCUUUUCAAGAGCAGCAGCAACAGCAAGUUCUUCAUUCCAAGCCAUCUUGACUGUGUGUGCCUAUUCUGGUGUCUUUGCACAAUCACUGCUAUGCCAGUGACUGGACUUCCUUACUUUCUCAUCCUGUGUCCAGGGACAAACAUGGGUAGGGAAGAACCAAGUUGACAGGUGGCUUUACUUUAGAUCAGUCUGAGACAAAAUGUUAAAUAAAGAUCUUUAUUCAAGUGCAUCUGCUUGCAUAUAAGCCCAUAGAUUGUGUAUAUUAAUUCUUAAUAAAGAUCAGCUCAUUCUUUCA